UUCCUUUAGAUCUGCUAGAAAUGUUCAAUAUACCAGAAAAACCAGUUAUUUUCCGUGGUAAUGAAUCACGUCAAGACGUAGCCAAAAGAUUCAUGAAAGAAGUUACCGAGAUUGUGAGAAAAGUUGAAGAUUUGCUUAAAACAAAUAAACCUAUAAUAAUAACUGAAGAAGAACAAAAGACACAUGUAAUGAAAAUUACUUGCGAUUUAUGUAAAAAUAAAUUUUCCGACAAAAACCAUAAAGUGGCAAAUCACUGCCAUUUAUCAGGGAAAUUCGGGCAUACACUAUGUAACACCUGUAAUUUAAAGUUGGAAAAACCAAAUUUCGUCUCGUGUAUUCUACACAACUUAACAAAUUACGAUGCACACUUUAUAGUGACAGAGUUAGGAUGCGAUACUAACCAAACCACAGUCAUUCCAAACAGUGAAGAAAAGUUUAUUUCAUUUUCCAAACACGUUUCCAACAACUUCACAAUACGGUUUAUAGACUCUUGCCGUUUCAUGCCUUCAAAACUAUCAAAACUUGCAGAAAAUUUAAUUAUUUAAUUACCUCCAAUCUUGAA
This is a messenger RNA of Sipha flava (yellow sugarcane aphid), 562 nucleotides long. RefSeq lists its product as uncharacterized. Bases 21 to 545 code for a protein of 174 amino acids. The record is from RefSeq and is a predicted model, not a curated record. Gene Ontology annotation, molecular function: nucleic acid binding. The transcript has a single exon. Lineage: Eukaryota; Metazoa; Arthropoda; Insecta; Hemiptera; Aphididae.